Molecule: messenger RNA, 1605 nt
Organism: Perkinsus marinus ATCC 50983
Lineage: Eukaryota; Perkinsozoa; Perkinsida; Perkinsidae
Exons: 12
Biological process (GO): tRNA methylation
Source: RefSeq, a predicted model, not a curated record
AGUUGAUCAAGGCCCAGUAGUAGAUGAGUUGUUCGUCGGUGGAUAGUAACUCCACCCAACCUACGUCUACAUCAGAUGCACAGAAGCGUCCUCGAACAGGGUCGAUAGGGCCUAACCGACGUGUUUAUACUCCCGACGGUCUGAGACCAUAUCUUGAGGUCAUCGACCGUUGCUGCUCUGAUGAUAUCCUCAUGGAACCUACUAUUGCAUGCUUUAAUAGUGAUGAUGUACGCCAAGUCUUCGAUAACAUCACUGGCUCGGCAGGGAGGCAAACUUGGCAGAACUAUGGCAAGCUGACUGUUCAUCUACCCCAGCUAGAAUCAUUGGUCUCGAUUAUUAUCAAAAGAUUCCAGCCUGGGGAGGAUACCUUGCUGUUUGAGCUCGGAGCCGGGAAGGGAUUGCUCGGGAGGAUAAUAUCGGAUAUGUCCGGCUGCAGGCACCUAGCAUUAGACUGUCGUAAUAUUACUAGUGGAUAUGAUGGUGAAGAUGCCACUCAAGCCUGCUAUGAUGACGAUUGUGAUGAUAAAUCCGACACAGCGUCGAGUGGAGUCGGCAAAACAAUAAGAGUUAGAGCGGAUAUCACUGCGACUGACUUACGGCAUAUAGUUGACUAUCAGUGUAGGAAGAUGAGAGAGGAUGGUAUCAAGGAGCCUAAGGUAUUGUUCAUUGCUAAGCACUUGUGUGGUAAUGGUACAGAUGCUGCCGUGAAUGGUAUAGCCCCUCUGUUGUGUCUUAAUGCUGGACACGGUGAUUGGACCGUUCGUGGAGCAGUACUUGCACCAUGUUGCCAUCCUAAGGCCACGAUCGACGCCUUCGCAGGUCUAGAGUCCGAUAUGGCGAUAAUGGACCAGAUAGAGGGGGAGUCUGGGCAGGAGUGGAGGAAGCAGGUGUGGGAGGUCCUCAUGCAACUCCUGUAUAUGUCGAAGCUAGGAGGUUCUCUCAAGCCGUCGGACUGCAGUUCUUGGUCAGCCAUCACCUCCUCAUUCACUUACUCGCAACUGCGUCGCCUUGGUCGGAAGUGUCGCAUAUUCUUAGAGUCGGUUAGGGCACGAAAGCUCGUGUCGGAGGGUGCUCUUGGUGAUGUGGAGCUGAUCCAGUAUGCCUCUCAAAACGUUACCCCGGAUAACCUAGCCAUUGUCUAUGACGCUUCUGGCAAGUUUGACUUGAAGUGGGACUCUGAAUUUCCCGGAGCUGUUGUGAUUAGGGUGUUGAUGGAUCAGAGUAGUAAUAAGACUGUUACACUCCCAAAGAGGCUCUCGGAGUAUAUUCUAGGCAUGAAUUCUAUCAACCCAGCGUGGCGGAGACUGGUCAGAUCCGCUUAUCCCGUCUCUAUAUCGGAUCUCGAAUGCAAUUCUCCCUCGGGCUGUGUGCAGGUUGAGUCUGCCGCAUUGGUCCUUGUCAAUGAUAAGAGCGAAUUGGCAUCCCUUAUAUCUCUCCUCAAUAGCGAUCCGUUGGUGCGAAGAGUUGUGUCCAUGAUGUAUCCCAUCACUCACCUGAGAGAGGAAGCUGGUGCCCACUCUUUGCCGGACCUAGCAUCGGACCAGUUACCUGUGAGGACCUGUGCCGCACCCAACUCAUUACAGCUCACCAAGGAUAUAUGCAAUG